AUGGGCCUCUUUGAUCUACCUCCUGCCACUCUACUACUCAUCUUCAGCAACAGUGUCCUCGGCUCGCCUCUCACCACUCUGGCUGGUACAGGAACACCUCUUCUCCCUUACACAAACACGACUUCCCUACCAUCAAUCACGACAGGGCCGUCGUACGCCUCCUCGUGCGUGGCGGCGUACUCAUCAUAUAAUGCAGCUUAUUCGGCUUGGCAGACUGCCAAUUGGUCGACUGUAACUUCAUCUUACACAGCCGGUGGACCUGGAUCAUCACUAGUCACAUUCUACGAGAACGCAACAACAGGAUGUGAUGGGAUUCCACGAGUGACGUACUCGCCUGCAAUAUCACUAUCAACAGGGUGGGUCAACGUCACACGAGGUACUGGGACAUUGACAAGUGUGACCAAUAUCGGUGGGCCCGGCUUUCCUAGCACUCAACCCCGUUGUCAGAUACAACCUUCCGACUGCGAUCCAUUAUGGACAGCAUACGAUUCGUCAUAUUCUGUGUGGCUUUCACAGAAUGCGACAGCGGCACCCAACAACACGGCCCCAUUCGCUCAAGUCACUCCACCACCUCAGACACCACCUUGUAUGAAUCAGUCUGCUGCCUCAAGCUACUCGUCGUUCGAGUCAUCUUUGUACGGGUGCGGAUUGUGCACGAUUUACGGCGAAGGGGUGGAGCUGGUGUACUUCCCGGUCCCUACGACAGUUUCGCGCGAUAUGUGCGCCAGCACUCCGCUCGCAAAUCUAACACAUUACGCCGACAACGCCGUCAUCACCGCAUAUGCCGGAGACGGAUACAAUGCCCACGCUCCCAUACCCACCGAUCCUGGUAUAGUGACAGCAGUAGACAACAACCACACCUUCACAUCCGGUACAGCUUACAUCAGUAUCUCCACCGUUUGGGCUGUGGACCGCUGUUCCCAGACGAUCGGCUCCACAAUCAACAACGCCAUCCUCGCCAUGCCAUCCUCCUCCGUCCUCUCCCUCCGCUACAGCCAAAUCCACUUCCAAUACUUCUACUCCAGCUCCACGCAAACCGGCUACCCAAUCUCCUACGCCGACUUCAACCAACCAGUCCCUUACUCCGCCUGGGCCGGCCAAGCAAUGUGCGAGUACCCAGACGACACGUACCGUUGUGGGGUGGUGUAUGAUAUUCCGGGUGCGUAUCGACCACAACUCGCUAUUCCGCCGGGGAUCAAGGAUCUGGAUCCGCUGUGGGAGGGGUGUCAGAUGUGGUAUGGUGGGUUGUAUGAUCCGCCCAGGGCUUUGCAGCCGCAGGUUAGUGAGGUAAUGCCUACGAUUCCGACGGCGCAUGGGAAUGGGUGGGGUGCUACGAGGACUGCGGCGCCGAGUUCGACGGCUGUGGUUAGUACGGCUACCGCUACUGCGCUUGCAGACCUGAGUGGGUCGGGUGAUGGGCAUAGUGGGUAUGGUGGGUCGGGUGAUGGGCAAAGUGGGUAUGGUGGGUCGAGUGGCAGUGGCUGGAGCGGAAAUCAAGGAGGUGGUGCUAGUAGUGGUCAAACCAACGCACAGGGAAGUGGUAGUGGCAACAACAAUGACAAUGGUGCGAGCUCGGCGUGGACCACGCCGGUCUCCGACAACGCACAAACGACAAACAAUGCUGGGAGUCAAGGGGUGCAAGGGAACAGCAAUGAUGGUGACGCCCUAGGCGUCCUCGAGAGCGCCCUAUCAACCGCCACAGCCACGGUCAUAACGACAAUAACUACCGGCGUCGGCGCAGCAGUCGCGCAAGGAAUCAAUAGCGUUUUCGACACAACUUACAACCCCGCCGGCGGCUCACAAAUCCAUAAUGCAGCUGGUGGUGCAUCAGCAGCUAGCGACGGUGGAUCUUCGUACAGCAGAAACGCCAAUGCAUAUGACAGCAGUCCUUCUGCAACGACGGGUCAUGAUGUCGAACAAUCGAGAGUCUCAUCGCAAUUGUACUCGAGUCAGACGGGGAGUGCGGUUUUGGUCACCGUUGGUGAGACGAGUGGGCUUUCGGGUGGUGCUGCGCAGAGCACAAGUGGUAUGGGCGGUUCGGGUGAUGUCGCGACUGGCACCGCAGCUAGUGGAUCUUCCGGUGCUGGGUCCUCUACUAGUGCAGUCGGGGCCGCAGCAAGUGGGUCGAGCGCCGGCGUCGCAGCCUCGUCUGCGGGGGGGAGGAGGCAUAUGACUCCAUGGCUUAUGACCGGCGGCAUGGUGGUGUUUGUGCUUGCUCUGAUGUUUGGAUCAUAG
Molecule: messenger RNA, 2235 nt
Organism: Recurvomyces mirabilis
Lineage: Eukaryota; Fungi; Ascomycota; Dothideomycetes; Mycosphaerellales; Teratosphaeriaceae
Exons: 1
Coding region: 1-2235 (744 amino acids)
Source: RefSeq, a predicted model, not a curated record